This is a messenger RNA of Elaeis guineensis (African oil palm), 2033 nucleotides long. NCBI's taxonomy places the organism in Eukaryota, Viridiplantae, Streptophyta, Magnoliopsida, Arecales, Arecaceae. The record is from RefSeq and is a predicted model, not a curated record.
GUACCAGUCGUCGCCUCCUCCUCCGCCCACCAUCCACUGCGAUCCAGAUCUCCACCCUUUUCCUUCCUGCCUGUAUCCAGGCCCCUGUUCUCCUCUAUCUCUCGUCCUAUUAAAUUUUAUCCAUGUUGAGCUAUUUGAGAGUAAAAGAAGAGAGAGAGGGGAACAAAGAUGAUGGGCGCUAAGAGCCAUUACGGGCUCGAACCGCCGCCCCCGCGAGAAGAAAUGGAAACCCUCGCCCUCGUCGACGACGACCAUCCCUCCCCCAAUCCCCACCCUCUCGCCGCCGUUCCCGCCGCCAUCCACGGCGGCGACCCCCUUCUCUUUCCCCCUCCCCCCCUCCCCCCUCCCCCCUCCUCCUCCUUCCUCGAUCCCCCCGCCUACGCCGACGUCGUCUUCUCCCCCUUCGACUCCCAGAACGGUGCCUCCUCCGCCCCCAACUCCCCCCGCUGCGCUGCCGCGUCCGCGUCUGAGUACGCCAGAAUCACCGUCUCCGAUCCCCAGAAGGAGCAGGAGACCGCCGGAUCCCUCGUCCCCGGCGGCGGCACUUAUGUGACCUACCUCAUCACCACCAAGAUCCGCACCCCCGACUCCGGCGGCGGCCCGACGGAGUUCCGCGUCCGGCGGCGGUUCCGCGACGUGGUUACCCUUGCCGACCGCCUCGCAGAGUCCUAUCGGGGGUUCUUCAUCCCGCCCCGGCCCGACAAAAACGUGGUGGAGAGCCAGGUGAUGCAGAAGCACGAGUUCGUCGAGCAGCGGCGCUCCGCCAUCGAGAGGUACCUCCGCCGACUGGCAGCGCACCCGGUGAUCGGGAAGAGUGAUGAGCUGAGGGUUUUCUUGAGGACGCCGGGGAAGAUGCCGCUGCCGGCGAGCACCGACGUGGCCUCGAGGAUGCUGGACGGGGCGGUGAGGCUGCCGAAGCAGCUCUUCGGGGAGGGCGGAGCGGGGUAUGCUGCUCCGCAGGAUGUGGUGCAGCCGGCGAAGGGGGGCAGGGAUUUGUUGAGGAUAUUCAAGGAGCUGAAGCAGUCGGUGGCAAAUGAUUGGGGAGGGGUGAAGCCAGCGGUGGUGGAGGAGGAUAAAGAGUUCUUGGAGAGGAAGGAGAAGGUGCAGGACUUGGAGCAGCAGCUCAGCACUGCGUCCCAGCAGGCUGAAGCACUUGUCAAAGCACAACAGGAUAUUGGAGAAACAUUGGGUGAGUUGGGAUUGGCGUUCAUCAAACUGGCAAAAUUUGAAACCGAGGAGGCAACAUAUGAUUCUCAAAGAAUACGAGCUACUGAUAUUAAAUGUUUAGCAACUGCUGCUGUGAAAGCAAGCCGAUUUUACCGAGAAUCAAAUGCACAGACAGUAAAACAUCUGGAUACUCUCCAUGAAUAUUUAGGGCUGAUGCUAGCUGUUCACAGUGCAUUCUCAGAUCGUUCCAGUGCUUUGUUAACUGUACAAACACUUUUGUCAGAUUUGUCUUCCUUGCAUGCAAGGGCAGAAAAACUUGAAGCUGCAUCCUCAAAGAUAUUUGGUGGUGACAAAUCUAGAAUUCGUAAACUAGAAGAAUUGAAAGAAACAAUAAGAAUCACAGAAGAUGCUAAAAGUUGUGCGCUUCGAGGGUAUGAGCGGAUUAAGGAAAACAACAAGACUGAACUCGAGAGGCUAGACAGAGAAAGACGUGAUGAUUUUGUAACCAUGCUCAGAGGGUUUCUAGUUAAUCAGGUUGGGUAUGCAGAGAAGAUCGCCAAUGUGUGGGCUAAGGAAGCAGAAGAAACUAGCAGAUAUGCAAAGGAGAGCAAUUAAAUUCAGAAUGUGUAAAAAUUUCAGCUUUUUAGCCUUUUACCCCCUUAUACAUGCUUGUGCAUUAAUUUUUAGAAACCAAUGACCCAAUAAUAAGCAUAAUUCAGUGGAGUUUAUUGAUGGAAUUUUAGGAUGUCUUUUUUUGCACUUCAGUUAGCACAAUUUUGAGUCUGCUUAUGGCCUGUUGUCUUGGAUUGCUCUAUAGUUCCGAAGAUUGGAAGUGAUUUUAUUGCUCUAGUUUGCAAUAUUGGCAA